AUGUUAGUGCCAGCUACGGAUGACCUGAUAGCUACAAUUGUUGAGAGUACAUUUUCUAUGUUUAGGAAUGGUGAUUGUGAUCACAGUUACCUUGAAACUCGCGCGAUACUAGCUCCAACCCUUGAUGUUGUUACUUCCAUAAAUGAUUAUAUGAGCAAUUUGCAUAUAGCUGAGAGCAAGACAUAUUUUAGUUGCGACACUCUUUGUAAGUCUAAUUCAAACAAUGGUAUCUCUGCAGAUGUGUACACUCCUGAAUUUCUAAAUGGAUUUUUGCGAGCAUCCGGUCACUCGAUGGGUUUAUGCAAUGGUACUAGGUUGGUCAUUACCAAGUUAUCUGAUAAUGUAGUACAAGCAAAGAUAAUGACCGGUAGCAACGCGGGUGCUCGGGUUCCUCGGAUUGCUAUGACAUUGUCUGCUCCAAGAUUAUGCUAUGACACUGUCAGCUCCAAGCAGGGUCAUUCCUAA
Messenger RNA from Ipomoea nil (Japanese morning glory), 465 nucleotides. RefSeq lists its product as uncharacterized. The record is from RefSeq and is a predicted model, not a curated record. The transcript has 2 exons. Lineage: Eukaryota; Viridiplantae; Streptophyta; Magnoliopsida; Solanales; Convolvulaceae. The coding region runs from base 1 to 465 and encodes 154 amino acids.